Brassicogethes aeneus is the source of this 1158-nucleotide messenger RNA. The record is from the annotation of a GenBank genome assembly. NCBI's taxonomy places the organism in Eukaryota, Metazoa, Arthropoda, Insecta, Coleoptera, Nitidulidae.
AUGUGGGCACAUCCGCAUAAAAAUCGUGUCAGACCGGCGCGCGUUAAUCUUAAAGGCAACAAAUCCUCUGAAACCGUUACAAUCAGCCACCUGUUACCGUCUCUCUCGCGCAUCGAAGAACGAAGAAAGACAGAGAGAAGAAAGACUGAAGACUUACCAGCAGUCUCCCCUGUAAUACAAGAAAAGAUAGACAACCUCCUAAGCAAACCAUCCAUAGCUGAAAAAAGAGCCAAAAGCAAAGAAUUAGACAAGCUUAGGGAAGAAAAUAAGCAACUCUUAUCCCUGGUAGAGACUCUUACCAGCCAAUUGGCUAAUCAAUCGACCCAGAUCCAAGGCCUCCAACACCAACUUGAAGUCCUAACUGAUGUAAUAAACAGAGACAGGAAUAUACCUACGAUCAUCACUCCUCAAGACAUUCCUACCAUGGUUACUCCAUUGACCAAAGAAAUGGAAGAACUGGAAGAAAUGGACGAUACAGAGUCCAUCUCCACACUGACUCGUGCAGACCAUGAUAAUGAAGUUGUCAUAACCUCCCCAACAAUGAAAGGUAACACCAAGACUGCUGAACAAUUUCCGGCCUUGGAGUCUCCAACUCUGACAAACUCUGCCAAGAGGAAAAGAUCCUCAAAAGAUUCUCCAAGUCCUGGCCCGUCAGCAUUUUUAACCGGGUAUAAACCUCCUAGCUGCCCGACUCCUCAAGAUCAACCCCAAGCUCCUAAGAUAUCAGGUCCAAGCUCUACACAAACAGCUGGAAAUGACAAGGUACAAACCGUAAAGCCAUUAAGCGCGAAAAUCCCCCCAAUUGUGUUUCGCAAAAAGGAGAGAUGGACCAUGAUAUCUAAAGAAAUAAAUGCAAACAAAUGGGGCUUCACUAAAGCGACCAACACAGCCGAGGGUAUAAAAUUCUUCCCGUCCACCAUUGAGAGCUACAGAAAGAUUUCAGCCUUCCUCUCACAGAACAAAGAGGAAUUCCACACUUACAUGUUACCAGAGAACAAACUACUACAAGUAGUCAUUCGUGGAAUUCCCUCUGAAAUCGACAUCAAGGAGGUGGAAGAAGAACUGAAGUCCCUCGGCUACACUCUGUCGGGCAUCACCAGGAUGAAAAAAGAUUCAAUCGGCAAAAGUGCCUUAUUCUUUGUUUUUAACCUAGACUAG